Molecule: messenger RNA, 7770 nt
Organism: Pelodiscus sinensis (Chinese soft-shelled turtle)
Lineage: Eukaryota; Metazoa; Chordata; Testudines; Trionychidae
Gene: CATSPER3
Product: cation channel sperm associated 3
Biological process (GO): transmembrane transport; sodium ion transport; sperm capacitation
Cellular component (GO): membrane; acrosomal vesicle; CatSper complex
Molecular function (GO): voltage-gated calcium channel activity
Source: RefSeq, a predicted model, not a curated record
ACUGACCCGAGUCCCCUGCACCAACCCCCCCAGUGCCAGUCCUCCACCCCAAAUGCCUCAGUGCCAGCCCCCGUCCCUUAGAGCCCCCUACCACUAGACCCCCCCAGUGCCAGCCUCCUUUUUCCAGAGCCCCAUUGCACCCAACCCUUCCAGAGCUCUCCCCAGUGCCAGUCCCCAAUAUUAGCCCCAUCCCCGGAGCCCCCCAGUGCCAACAAUGCUCUGAGAGCCCCCCACUACUAGCCCCACUCCCAGAACCCCCCAGUGCUACCCCCUGCCUCUUAGAGCCCUCCAAUCCCAGAACUCUCUAGCAUUAGCCCCACUCCGCUCACCUUGCCCUGCACUGCCUCCCAGCUCUUACCUGAGCACUGCUGUCUGCAUCAUGACAGCUCUGGGGGCCUCCCCUCCUGCCACAGCUGUUGGGAGAGGUGUGUCCUGUCUUGCCUCUCAGCCAACCAGUGUCGGGCAGGGGCGGGGUCUCCUCCCAGCUCUGGAAGAGUGCUUUACUGUGUGGCACAGCAGUGUGCCGGGCUCCGUGUGGCACUCCCACUGUCAGCGAACUGCUCUUCCGUGGCCGGGAGAAGAUCUGGCCCCUGCCUGGUGCUGGUUGGCUGAGAAGCGGGGAGGACACACCUCUCCCAACAGCCGUGGUGGGAGGGGAGGUGCUGGGUGAUGUUCCCCAGCCCCUAGAGUUGCUGUGGCCUGCCUCCAGACCACAGACCAGUGGUUGGGAACCACUGGGCUAAUCUGGUGACCCAUUUUCUAACAGUUAAAAUAAUUUGUAAAUUUUGUUCUAAGAGCUUCAGAUCCUACCAGCUAAGUUUAAAAUCCAGUUCUUACAAUAUCUGAAGGUUAUAAAGUCUGUGGUCUUCAUUCUUACUGAAGCCAAAAUUCCCAUAGACAGCAGUGGCAGUAAAGAUGAAAAAAACAGACCCCUCUCUGCAGUACUAAGUGUACCCAACAUGCACAAUCAAGUCUUUUUAAUAAUUAUGUUGGUGUUUCACUACCAGGUUGAUUGGCACAUUAUAAAUGUGUAGUGACACCAGAGGUACAAUUAUGCUAACUACUAAGAAACUAGGUCUAUACUGAAUGAUGUCUUUUUGUACGUUAGGUUUGUGCUCUACUUUUUGGAUGAAGUACAGUAGCUGCCAUUCAAAUAUUCCCAUCAAUAAAUUUGUAAAAGAUAAAGCGUAAAAUAAUUAAGAAAUGCCAUAUUAUACACUUCUAGACAACAGUUGUUAAUUGGUAAGUUUUUUAAAUGAGCAGUUUUCUAGAUGAGCAUCUGUAGGCUACCAAGUUAAAACUAAAGGAAACCAGUCUAGAUUUUAUGCUCUCAAAUGUCUAUCCCUUAAAAUAUUUUUCUGAAUUUGUAUGAAAAAGGAUUUAUUUGACAUGAUUUUAAAGUGAUCACUGCAGCAGGGAAUUAAUUAAAAAUAUAACUGGUGUCUUGUGUUGCCCAAAGUUUAAUAAAUCUAGUAGUGAAGGCUUGACAGUGCCUCUAUAAUAAGCUCUGAAAACAAUUCUUUUUUUUUUUUAGAAAUGAUCUAUUUUGGAAAAGCUUUGGAUAAGAACAAUAAAAUUUAAUUCCUCCUCACUUUGUUCCUGUAUAAUCAUUAUAUGCAUGUACACGUGACAAAGCUGUUUGGCAUUGACAAAACGUAUAUCUAGUUACUGGGAGGUCUUACGUUUAAAAUAUUAAUAUUUAUUUACAUUCUCUUAGGAAAAAAAUCCCCACAAGUUCGCUCAGAGCAGUGUUCUCUAGUGAUGUCAGGUUGUAGAGUCUUGUUAUUUUUCAUGUCCGUUGAUCAGUAAUAGAGACUAAGCGAAAUAAAUAGGAAAAAGUGAGCAGUCCAUUGGAAAUACUUGUAUUUCAGCAUAACUUUUUGGGAUAACAUUUGCUUAGCAGCUGCCUCAUCUUCCUCUCCUGAUUAUUGCAAAGAGAUGUGAGGUACACUCCGUGAGUAUUGCUGUCUAAACUUUGUUAUUUUUUUAAAUGAAAAUAGUAAUGAAAAUUUGCUCAUGCCUGUUCAAAGACUGUUGACUUCAGAGACAAAACCUAAGGGGAAAAUCCUGGCUUCUUUUAAAUACAUGGGAGUUUUGCCAUUGGCUUCAACGGGGCCAGGAUUUCACCUUAGCCUCAGAGGCAAUUUCCUUUCCUCCAGUCCCUCUUGAAUUUUUUGCUAACCUGCUAUUGGCUGUUUCUAUUUCCUGCACUCCAACCAUACCUGCAGCACCUCAGCAGAAAAAGCAAUGAUGCUCUCUAGGGCUUUGAUUUGCCCUACAGACACCAGAUCCUUCUUUCAUUACCAAAGUCCGUUUUUAGGUUUUGACAGAAUUCUUAGCAUUUUUGAAUUGUGUCCAAACUGUGUUGAACUUCCAUCACACUUCCCCACCCCUCAAUCAUUAGCUUUUGUAAUAAACUAGCUGCUUUCUGUGAAGCAAGUGGCAAUGGAAUCUUGGCUCUCUACUAACUAUGCUGAAAAACCUCUGGCUUCCCUUUCUAUAUCUGGGAAAGAUUAAGGAAGCAUAAAUCAGCCAUCUAGUUCUAGUUUGCAGUUUGUGCAAGUACGUUCCUGCGUAUAAGUGUGUGCACUAUUGUUAUAUGUUGAGAGACUCUGUUAGAUACUGAAAAGCUGAAAGAACAAUCACAUAAUUCACUAUUGACCCCUUUGUUGGAGUUUAGAGAUUGUAUAAUAGUGUCUCCAAAGACACAGUAGUGUAACCAAAGAAGUGAACGGUACUAUGCUCAGUUGAGACUGUCUUGGAAAUGUAUAUAGGAAGAAUUUAAUUACUGAAAUUGCAUUUUUGUAAGGACUCUUGAGCUGAUGCUUCUCUUGUGAAAAAUGCCAGUGGGUCUUUGAUGACCAAGAACCUCAGUUUCCAGUCUUGUCUGAAAAACAAAACCUCUAGCACCAUAAUGCGCCAUCACAGCAGGCUGGUACAUUAGGGCAAAACUUCCUAUUGAUUCAUAAAUACCAAUAAUAUUUUUUUCUAGUAGCUUUCACAUUCUAGUACUGACUGGUAACUGCUCUGCUUAGCCUUCAGAAUUGCAUCCCACCACAACAUGGUGCACCUUUCCCUUACACUGGCAAUGUUUCCCUGCUCAUUGCAAGGGUCAGUUCGUGGCCAGUAACCACUUGGUUAUGUUUCAUAGGAAUGAUUUUUGUCUCCAGGUUGAUUGUGGUGCUGAUGAGUGUUUGGAUAAUCUGUCAUUAAACAGCUGUAUCCUUGAAGGUAACUUCCCUACAUCUGGAUUAAUUUAGACCUCUUCCCAGUUGCCAAUGGGAUCUCCAGUUUCGCAAGACAGUCUAAAACAAGUUCAGCAAAUUCCCCAAAAAGCAGGCGUCCUCAGUGGAUUGUUCAGCAAAAAGUGCAAGAACCACAUUGGAUACUGGGUCUCAGUGAGGUAAUUAAAGCAAUGAUUAUAAUCACUGGCAGGAUGGCUGGCUUCUGCUAUUAGAGUGAUGCUAUUACAGUGCUAAUAUCACCAAGGUCACCAAAUUUCACUGUUUCCCAGUGGCUGGUGUGUCUGUUCCCACUUUGAGCAGUCAUGUGAUUAUAAUCAGAGAAUGGACAGAGCUAAAGACAUUCUUCUCAUCACAGAAUAUGUAUGAAAAGAAAACUAACUUUUUCCUGAAAAUUCCUGUAGAACUGCAGAGGCAAAACAGGAGAAGGGGGGAAAAAAAAGAAGUGAAAGGAUACAAUAAUUGAAUUUUGCCAGAUGAAGCAGGAAGUAAAUCCAUUCGCCAGUAAAGCAUGUCCAGCUGUCUACUGAAAACCAGACUGUUCAUAAUCCUACCUUAUUACUCAGUUGUGAUGGACCGGUUGUGGAAGAGAACCUAGGCGGCUCUUUCUUUUGGUAUUUCUUUUAAUUGUCUCCAUUUUUGAAAGAAUAGCACAGAAGUCUGAUAGUCUAGAAACAGAAUUUCUACGUUUAUUUCCAAUAAGUGACUCCUUCAAUUCUGAAUGAUGAUUUACAUCAGAGGAGAAUCAAGGUCUUUUCAUUAAAUAUUGUUGUAUUACCAUUUCAUUCUCCAGACAUGAUCUGAGAAACACUUUCUGUUGUGCUGUGAUGCCUAAGUCUCUGGAUCUGUUCCAGAUGAUAAGAGAUUAGAUAGACGAUCCUUUGAGAUUAGACAGUAGUCAGAAUAUAUUCAGAGUAUAGAUUCAUAGGCAUAAGGCCAACUAUGAUCAGCUAGUUUGACCUCCUAUAUAGCACAGGACAAGGAAUUUUUCUUACACGAUUUUUCCCCUCAAGUCUGUAACUUCUGAUGGAGGUAGACAGUCUCUCUUAGAAAGUCACUCAGUCUGGAUUUUUUAGUGCUUCAAAUGGCAGAAUCCAUUAGGGAAGUCACAAAUAUAAUAUUAGCCAUGUAAUUAAUAAAAAACACUGUCAGGAAUGUGUUAACUGCAGUGCUCAGAUGCUGACGCCUGGACCUGUAGGACUUGCAGCUGCCAGCUCUUGGCCAUGUGAUGCUGCCGGCCCAGGCCAUGUUGUGGCGGAUCUGGCUAGGCUGCUGGAGACUGCUCCAGACAGGGUAAUCAUCAGUUAACUGGUUACCUGUUUAUUAGUAAGGUUAACCAGUUACCUGUUUACAUUCCUAUAAUCCGAUACAUCCGUAGAUAAAUUGUUGUGAAAAAUCUGCACCUUUAUUUUUAGUCUGAAUGCUUCAGUUUCUAGCCAAUGGACCUUGCAAUAUCUCUGCUACAUUUAAAACCCUCUCUACUGUGUGAAGAGGGGUUGAAUGUGGCAAGGGAAGUGAGUAAUGGGAGAAGAUACCAUUCACACUUUCUGGUGCUGCAGGAAGAGCUGCAGAAACAACUACGAAAUUAGCAUCUUCCAUCUUGCUCUUCUGUCCUUUUUUUGUUUUGUUUUAAAGAAAAUAUAAUUAGACUGGGGGAGGCGGGAAGGGAGGAGAUGGCCCUUUUAAAAUUUAAGCAUAUAAAAUGAGUUAUAAUUUCUCACCACAUUUCUAAUGCUUUCAGAUUGAGGCUGCUGCUUUACUUUGCAAUAAAGCAAAAUUGAACAAACUGAGCCAUUUGAUUGGUGGAAUGCUCUUGGGCCCCGUUCGAUUAUAUGGCCCUCAAGCACAGGCCUAAUUUUAAGCUUUAGUUGAAUUACUCCUGCUUCAAGUUAGGUCUGCUCUUUACAGCAUUGUUGAAUUGGGGUCUUCAGUGUAUACAAAGAGAUCUUCAUUUACUAUUUGUCUCAUGCCUGAAUUAAAAACUCUCACCUCCGACAGUUUGCUUCUGGAAGUCUUGUAGAGAGAACCUGGCUAGCAUCCAGCUAUAAAAAAAGUUUUUCUUCCACUUCUUUGGCCCAUCACAAAUAAUAAAUAGUAAAAAUGAAUAUUAUUUCACCUCAUUCCAUGCAUGUCUGCAGUUUUUUAAAAGAAUGUUUGCCAGGCUGACAUAUAAAUUAGAACAAACAGCAAAAUUGCUUGCCUGACUCACUCCCACAUUGUUUUAGAUUAUUAAAGCUUAAAGAAUUUUAAAACCCUUGUUUUCUUUCCUCUAUUUAUACUGGCUGUUUGCUUUUCUCUGAGGUGAGGCAGUGAAAUAGGACUAGUUAACUUCAUGCUUAUUUCUAAUCACUUUAUUGCCCUGGUCCUCCUGCACUGAUGUGGGGACAUGAGGAUUAAAUUGGAAAUGCAGAGUAGAGAAACACAGGGCUGGACUAAGGGACUCUGGAGCCACAGACACAGUAUAACUUGUACCUCUGUCCUUGUAUCCCUGCCCUGUGCUAGCAUGGUGGUAGGAGGGCUCCUCCUCUGUCAGAGAGCCUGGGGCAGCAGCAUAAGGCCCAAUCUUUCCCAUAGAGCAGCAUCAGUGUUCUCCCAUCCAGACGUAGCUGCACCCUCCCCUAUGUACACAUCUCAUCUGUUUGGAUGGGUGACUAGAUUCACUGCACUAUUCACCUGCCUCACACACAGUCCUCUGUUGGGGUGGUGUUGACUGAAUCUCACAGAGCAGCACAUCUUGGAGUUAACAUUAUACUGAGACGCAUGAGGAAACUGACACCUUUCAGACCAUGUGCAGACUCAGGCAGACAUCUCUCAAUUGGUUACAUCUGUGCCAUACUUUUCAAACUUUUCUUCAUAACUAUGAGGGCUAGCAACUUCCUAGUGAAAGCUGUGGUUCUGAUGUGAUCAUCAUGUGGCUCCAGGAUCCAGAAUCCUAGUCAUAGGGUUAUAGUACCCAUAGCUUAAUCUAGCCCUAAGGAAAAUCUUUAAAAUUGAACAAAAAUGUACAUGGAAUUAAAAUAUUUCUAUCAAUAUUAGCUUUGUAUGUACUUUUAAAGAAUCCCCUGUCCAUUUUGUGCCUAAGGUGUUUGGCACUGUUAAUUUAAUGUUGUAUUAUAUUUUCACAACAGUGAAUGUUUGUCUUCUUGCCUUAUUGACUCUUCACAAAAGUUUUCAUUUGUCCAGCACUUUGUUUCAAGUGCUGACAUAUCAUUUUUAUACCUGGAAGUGACCUCAUAAAGUGAUGAUGUCAAAUAGAAAAUUCCAUUCUUUUCUAUAUAGAGAAUUUCCGUUCCUUGUGGUUGGCCUUGUGCUUUCUGGGUUACUUAAGGGAAUACAUUUUGACCACCUAGAUCUCUUAAAUGAAAUAAUCUGAAAGUGAGAGUAUGGAGCCUACAGAAUCUUUUCAUCAGAGACGACUUGUGUCAGACUUGGUGGUUGAAAAAUUUAAGUCCUCAUCUGAUGCUGAAGUGAAACAGUCGCUGUUCUGGCGAUGUAGGAGAAAGGACACUGAAUUUUGUGAAUAUAUACGCAGAUUACUUCAGAAUCCAUUGUUCAGGUCAUUCAUGAUAAGCGUCAUCUCACUCAACGGAGUGCUCUUGGUUCUGGAGACUGAUUAUGAUUUUAUGCAUAAUUUUUAUGCAUAUCUGGAGGUGGCCGAUCUGAUUAUUCUGUCCAUCUACACAAUGGAGAUUUUGCUGCAGUUAUAUGUGGAUCCCUUGAAUUACUGGAGGAGUGGCUAUCACCUGUUUGAUUUUAUCUUGCUUGUCAUUGCUUACCUCCCAUAUACCAUUGACAAAAAUGACGUCAGACACUACAGAACAUGGAGCAUAAUUAAUGGUUUCCAGGCACUCAAGAUUCUGAAGCUUAUCUCCUACAGCAGAGACAUGAGGGUGGAUGGCUGGACAGACUUACAGAAUGAAUUAGACCAACACGGUUUUAAAUCAAGCCGAGCUUUCACAAUAGUGUUCAUAUUGCUGGGGUUCUUUGUGUUUUUCAAUAUAUCUAUUGGAGUUGUGAUUAUGAAUAUCCAAGACUCCACUCAGAAUUAUGAACGAGAGCUUAAAGCAGAAAAACAAGCUGCUCUUCAGGCAAAAAAACAGGCCCUAUUACAAAGACAACAAGAGGAAGUAAACAUGCUAAUCCACCAGCAGAAAACCAGUGAGUAUAAAACCUUCAGUGAAUUAGUGGAGGACUUUAAAAAAACAUUACAUCAUUCUGAUCCUAUGGUCUUGGAAGAUUUUUGUGCCAGCAUUCCAUUUAUUGAUCUUUAUGUGACAUCCCUUGAUCUUCAGGAUGAUACAGUUUAUCGGUUACAAGAACUCUAUCAUGAACUUGUUGGCACGUUGAACUCCAUAUUGGAAGACAUAAGAGAAAAAUCCAUGGUGGCCCCGGAGACAGAUUUGAAGAGUUAAAUAUUCUAGUAUGGAAUAUGUAAUGCUUUGUCAUUGUAAAACCACUGUUUAAAAAGGGCAUAAACACACAUAAAUAGAAACUCAGAGGAGAUUUGUUUCCCCCUUUUGAUAAUGUA